Molecule: messenger RNA, 1008 nt
Organism: Medicago truncatula (barrel medic)
Lineage: Eukaryota; Viridiplantae; Streptophyta; Magnoliopsida; Fabales; Fabaceae
Product: probable WRKY transcription factor 75
Exons: 2
Coding region: 150-695 (181 amino acids)
Biological process (GO): regulation of DNA-templated transcription
Molecular function (GO): sequence-specific DNA binding; DNA-binding transcription factor activity
Source: RefSeq, a predicted model, not a curated record
CAUUUAUAGUUUAUCAGAUUCCAUGUUUCACGGUCAUGAAGUUCAUUUUAUGAAUUAGUUUUUCUUUAGUCAGAUAAAUUAGAUCUUGACCACACAUAUUGACCUUCUUGCCGCCCACAUGUUUCAUGAUUUCAUCAUCUCCUUAGAAAAUGCAUGCAUCCUACAUCCUUUUUUCCCAUUAUAUACAACACAUGCAUGAUUUUUGUUAUAGUCCUUUACGUACUACCUUUCUUAUUACUUCAAAACCAAUGGAGAAACAUGAAGUGUUACUCCCUAUCUCAUCUUCACCAGAUGCUUCUCCUUUUAAUGUUAAACCCGGUAAUGGCUCUAAUAUUCAUGUUAAAAUAGCAGAAUAUCUAAAAACUAAAAAGAAGGAGACUUCAAGCCAGAAAGGAGGCAAAGAAAUAAUGAAGCACAAAUAUGUAUUUCAAACAAGGAGUCAGAUUGAUAUACUAGAUGAUGGUUUCCGGUGGAGAAAGUAUGGGGAAAAGAUGGUGAAAGACAACAAAUUCCCUAGAAGUUACUACAAAUGCACUUAUCAAGGCUGCAAGGUAAAGAAACAAAUCCAAAGGCACUCCAAAGAUGAGCAGGUCGUGGAAACAAGUUAUGAAGGGAUGCAUAUUCACCCUGUAGAGAAGUCAGCUGAAAGCUUCGACCAGAUCUUGAGAAACUUCAUUACUAACAAUCAACUAUGAACCCACUUGUGUUGGCCUGGUGGUAUUGGCUUCGGACUUGGGAGUGUGCUCCUCAAAGUCUCAGGUUUGAUUCUCUUCGAUGCCAAUUUAGGUGGAGUAAUUUAAUUUCUUUAGAAAAAACAAUCAACUAUGUAAUAGGGGUGUGCCUGCUUAACUAAGUCAUGUGAACCAAUUCACUUUUAUGGUCAUGGUUAAUGAACCAAACCAUUUGAUCUUAGAACCAGUUUGUUGCGAGAAGCGGUUGCAAAAUGGUUCGGAUUAGGUUCGUUACAAUUUUGAUUAUAAUUGAUUUUCAAACUUACCCUUUUUUUAA